Messenger RNA from Teleopsis dalmanni, 2004 nucleotides. Its product is annotated as cytochrome P450 307a1. The record is from RefSeq and is a predicted model, not a curated record. Gene Ontology annotation, molecular function: iron ion binding; monooxygenase activity; heme binding. NCBI's taxonomy places the organism in Eukaryota, Metazoa, Arthropoda, Insecta, Diptera, Diopsidae. The transcript has 2 exons. Bases 130 to 1842 code for a protein of 570 amino acids.
GAAUUUUUGAUAAAGAAGAAAUAUGGUGGUAGUUUGAAUCAGAUUGAAUCAGCUUAAUUAAUAAAACUAUACAGAAAGAUAAGAGAAGAAUAUAUUUUUAUAUAGAUAAAAAUUUUAACUAAUUGAAAAAUGCUUUCGGUAUGCACAAGUUUAUAUUUAACCAUCGUAAUUCUUUGGGUUGUAGAAUUUGUAAGAGUUCUUUACAAAUAUCUACGAAGUGCUUCAAUUGUAGUUAACUCACGUUUGCAACACCAGAGGAAAACAGUUAAACAUUAUUCACAAGCGCCAGGGCCAAUUCCUUUACCAGUUAUUGGCAGUCUUUAUAUACUAAGGAAAUACAAAGUUCCUUUUCAGUGUUUUACUGAUCUUGCAAAGAAAUAUGGAGACGUGUACUCAUUGAGUUUAGGCGCUUCGCGUUGUUUAAUUGUCAAUAAUUUGGAUUUAAUACGAGAAGUUUUAAAUCAGAAUGGAAAGUUUUUUGGUGGAAGGCCUAAUUUUUUACGAUAUCAUAAAUUGUUUGGAGGGGAUAGAAACCACUCACUUGCACUGUGCGACUGGUCACAUCUUCAGCAAAAAAGACGUAAUCUUGCAAGACGAUAUUGUUCACCACGGGAUUCAUCAUCAUAUUUCACUAAAAUGUCUGAGAUUGGGUGUUUAGAAACUGCUGAAUUCAUUAGAAAACUUGAUGAAGUUCUAAUACAAGAAGAGGCAUUCGAAAUAAAACCGCUAAUUCAACAAACUUGUGCUAAUAUGUUCACCAACUAUAUGUGUUCGUUGCGAUUCGAUUAUGAAGAUAAGGAAUUUCAAAAAAUAGUUGAAUAUUUCGAUGAAAUAUUUUGGGAAAUAAAUCAAGGUUAUGCUGUUGACUUUUUACCCUGGCUGGCUCCGUUUUAUAAAAUGCAUUUUAAUAAAAUAAUGGCUUGGUCUUCUACAAUACGUACAUUUAUUUUAAAGCGCAUCAUAAAUAAUAGAGAACAAAAUUUAGAUACUGAUGAACCAGAAAAUGAUUUUACAGAUGCUUUGUUGAAAAGUUUAGCUGAAGAUAAAUAUGUGUCACGUGAUACCAUAAUAUAUAUGUUGGAAGAUUUUAUUGGUGGACAUUCGGCGGUUGGCAAUUUAGUUAUGCUAGCUCUGGCAUAUAUUGUGAUGUAUCCUCAUGUAGGAGCAAAAAUUCAAGCUGAAGCUGAUCACGUAUCCCUUAAAGGAAAUCGUACAAUAAGUUUACUUGACAUAGAUAAUAUGCCAUACACCUUAGCAACGAUAUUUGAAGUAUUACGCUAUUCUUCAUCACCAAUUGUACCACAUGUCGCCACUGAAGACUGUGUUAUAUCUGGAUAUGGCGUAACUGCUGGUACAAUUGUUUUCAUAAAUAAUUAUAAUUUAAAUACAAAUACCAAUUAUUGGAAGAACCCAAAUUUUUUCUAUCCAGAAAGGUUUUUAGAAAAGUUACCACAGUCAACAAAACUAGUUACUGGAAAUAAUGAAAGACGUAACUCCGAAUCAUCGGAUUCGGGUGUUGAAAAUGACAAAGAAUCCAAAACUAAAAACAUGUGCACUUCCCAGUUAUAUACUUGUAAAGUAUGUAAUAAAGACCCUCACGUAAAUCAAAUUAAAGUCAAAAUGAAUAUUCCACAAUUUUUACCCUUCAGCAUUGGAAAGCGAACGUGUGUUGGUAAAAACCUAGUCCGUGGUUUUGGUUUUAUUUUAUUAUCUAAUAUAUUGCUAAACUAUAAUGUGAGUAGCAGUGAUUUAUCAUCAAUAAAAAUCACUCCAGCAUGUGUUGCUGUUCCUACAAAAUCAUUUUCCUUAGUAUUUACAAAGCGUUCCAUAAGUAAAUCAUAAAAUUUUUAUUAAAAUCGGUGGUCAAAUAAUCGACAAGAUAUUUCUAAUUAUUCAUCACAAAUUCAAAUUCAACAUUUUCAAAUAACUUAUUUAUCUAUUUGUAAAAAUACAGAAAUAUAUGUAAUGUUUUUAAAAGACUGAAUAAAUAUAGUUGUAAAUUUU